UACAACAACAACAACAACAACAACAACAACAACAACAACAACAGAAUCAACAACAACAACAACCGAAUCAAUUAGCAGAUUUUUCAAUAGAUAGAAUGUUUGAAAAAAUGAAUAACAAUAACAAUGAUAAUUCUUGGGUUCAAUUUGAUGAUCAACAAACAUCAGAUCAGCAACAAUCAUCGUUACCUACAACGAUAAAUUCAUUGAAAACCAUUGAUAGUAAAUCAGUUGUUGUUAAUGAUGAUGGUGAUGGUGAUGAUAAUAUCAAUAAAAGUGCAAUACGAUUAAAAUCAUCAAAUUCUUCAGCUGAAAAUAAUCAACAAAGUCAACAACAACAACAGCAACAAUUUGCAACCAUUGAUCUUUCUGCUAAUAGUACAACUCAAGUUCUUCAGAUUAAUGGUGGUAAUAGUGGUGGCAAUGGUGGUGGCGGUGGAAAUAGUACAAAUAUUGCUGGUAGUAGUAGUAGUAGUAGUAAUUUAACAAAAUCUAAUCAUUCAAAUACAUCUAGUUCCGUUUUGAAUAUUCCAAAAUCUGGUUUCAGCAAUGGUGAUAUUGUUGUUACAUUAUAUCCAUUGAAUAAUAAUUGUGCAUGGUUAACACCGGCCACAUUUAAAGCACAUCUUGUACCAGAAGAAUUGAUGGCACAACCAUUGACUUUAACAGUUGAAGAUUAUGUAUCAACGAUGAGCAUUUUACUUAGUGAUUAUCGUUUUCAUUUAUAUAUAACAUUACAUAAAAGAAUAUUAGCAUUAUGGAUUACGUUGAGCAUCAUUGUAUUGUUGGGCAUUUUAGCAUCAGGUACAAAAGGUUUAUCAAUAUUUUUAUCCGGAAUCAUGUGGCUAGUAUUGAAUGCAUUGGGUAUAUUUUUGGUCAUAUUCAUUAAAUCUCGGCUUUACAGAAUGCUUGAAGAAUGUUUAUCACAAAUAAAUUCCAUAUUUGGUCGCCACAAUAUUUUUCUUGGCAUCGAUGAUCGUGGUCAUUUUAGUUGCCAUAAAAUUAAUUUAAUUUUUGUAUAUUUUGAUCCAAAAUAUUGUAUUAAAUUUUUACAAGACAUGUUAAAAAACAACAACAAUAAAGAUUUACAAACCACAAAGCAUCAGCAUCAAAACAAUCGAAAUCAACAAAAUAUCGAUACAUCAAUCUUGGAUGGCAAUAGUGGUGACAAUAGAUUUAUUGGCGAUGAUGAUAACAUUUAUAUAACUGGUUCUAGUGGUACAAGACAAAUAUCACAAAAAGAAAAACAAGCCGAAAAACUUUUAUAUCGAUAUUCACAACGAUGGAUACGUGAAUUUGGUAGACAACGUAUGUCAUUAUCUAUUAUUCAACCACAACCGGAACAAUCAUCAUCAUCAUCAUCAUCAUCAUUACAGCCACAACAACAACAACAACAACAAUCAAAUAAUUCAAACCAACAGCAACAGCAACAGCAGCAGCAACAAUCGAUAAAUAUAACCAUACCAUCAUCAACCGAUAUACCACCAAGACAUUGUAGACAGGCAAAAUGUUUUUGUCAAUUUAUUGAAGAAAUGUAUCGUGGUAAACAACAACAACAACAACAACAGCAGCAACAAUCAUUUGGAAAUUUUUGUCUGACAUCAUUUUUACCAUGUAUUUCAAUGAUUCCAUCAUUUUGUCGAUGAUUUAUGUACAAAAAAAAAAAAAAAUUUUUCUUUUCAACUCAAA
Molecule: messenger RNA, 1686 nt
Organism: Dermatophagoides farinae (American house dust mite)
Lineage: Eukaryota; Metazoa; Arthropoda; Arachnida; Sarcoptiformes; Pyroglyphidae
Source: RefSeq, a predicted model, not a curated record